Messenger RNA from Spizellomyces punctatus DAOM BR117, 3023 nucleotides. RefSeq lists its product as uncharacterized. Lineage: Eukaryota; Fungi; Chytridiomycota; Chytridiomycetes; Spizellomycetales; Spizellomycetaceae. The record is from RefSeq and is a predicted model, not a curated record. The coding region runs from base 464 to 2884 and encodes 806 amino acids. The transcript is spliced from 3 exons.
AGUAGCUGCAGUAUGUCGACAUACGUUCCUUACAUACCAGCAACGAUUAUGCAAAAUACUUGUGUCGCCGCCAUUUGUUCCCGUCGUCCUUUGCCCAUUAAAUGUCUCCACCUGCCCGACGCUUACGCGAUGACUGCCCCCUUUUGAUCAUUUUUAUAGUUCGCUUUUGCAGCAGCGUAUCCCGAUUGAGAAAAAACCUUCCCUCGCUAGCUAUUCGACCGUAGAGGCUAGUGCCAAUCCCGGAACAAUAUCCGCCGCAUCAAGUAACUGGCGUUAGGGCUGAUACACUUUCCGCGUGGACGACCUGGUGCCCCGAUUCUUCUUGAGCCAGGACGAAGGCUAAUGCAAGAGCAUUAAUUCCCUCAAAAGCUUCGUCGUCUCCGUGGGUACGGAGCUUUCCGACGACGCAUAUAUCUCACUCGGGAGGAAGGCAGCUGUCUUGUAAAUUCUGCUUGACAGGAAGAUGCUACAGUCAAUGGGGACUUGCUACGCUUCCCACAAUGAUUCAGCAAGUCAACCCCACAAGACAGCGGAGAGGAGAGUUCAGCAAAAUCCUUCGGAGAGAAGAAUUCCAGGAUCAAAUUGUGACAGCAAAGACUGGACUAAAAAGCGAAAACCAAAUUCACCGCAAAAGGAACGGCUCUCUGCAGUUGGAAGGUCUUAUUUUUCAUCAAACGCUUCCACCUCGCCAACGGAACGACGUCGUCAGAAGAGCCCAGUUGUGCGGGGUAGAGCGGCAUCUCUGUCCCCGCCUCCACCUCCACCUGGCCCAGCACCCGCAUUCGCUUAUGAUGCAGGUCGAAGAGGAACUGAUAGCACCCUGAACAACCGCCUGCCACGUGCAUCACUCUCACAACCCUGUGGGCCACUAGAUCGAUCAGCGAGCGAGAGUAGUUUGAAGACGAAAAAAGGAAGAGCGACUCCAGACCUAUCUGACGUAUUCAAAUAUGAUGGCGACCCUAGUGUUUUGGAAACACCGCCAGCCGCGGAACAAGUGGGAGGACCGAUAUCUAUCUUGACCGACCCGGACGUCCGUGCAUCGCUAUACGGGCGAUCCGGGAAAGUAGCAUCCCGACCCAUCACCCAAUCACAUAUGCAUACUCGUGUCUCAAUGACUCUUGGCAAAGUGAAGUCAAAACCUCCCCCACUCAGGUUUGAGAUGAAGCCUCGCCCGUCCGGCUUCAACAACGUGUUUGAUAGUAACGGGGCGCGAGAGGUGCGGGAGCGCGCUGCAGACCAAGAGGAAGCGUCUGAAGUCUUUAUCGACAGUGAUGGCAAGCGAGAUUCCGGGAUUGGAUUGCGGGAGGAUGCCGCUGAGUCUUGCCCCCAAAACGACGAUCAUCCGCAGCCUAAAAGUCGUAUUAUUAUUCAUGAGAAACCCGCUAUUGGGCGGCGGAAUUCAAGUUCUUGUUCAUCCGCCACUGGGCAUUCGCAACAGGGUAGGUCUCACUCAAGCAGGUCUAGGUCACCGACACUGUCGAGGUCGCGAUCGGCGUCUAGAACGAAAAGCGAACCACGGCAGCUGGAGCAGCUACGUGCGCGCUCACGAUCAAAGUCUCGGUCUCAGUCCAGAAAACGAACGAGGAGUCGGUCUUCAGAUGGUCAAAAGCAUCGACAUUGGGACCGCGUACGAGAUCGGAGUGAUAGUCGAAGUCGAAGGCGUAGACGUAGUGGGCAGUACUAUGUACCCGAUCGCCAUAGGACUAUGCGACAUCAUAGGAGCCCGCCAAGAUCUAAUGAGAGCGCCAAUGCAUCAAGAUCUAAAAAGCCAAGAUCAAUAUCGCUUCAGGCAGGAAAAGUAUUAAUUAAAGAACGAACGGUGGAGCGCGACGUUAAGGAAGGCUGGACGCCGAUAGCCCCAGCGGAUCCCGUUAAACCACGAAAGCUCAAGAUAGGCCGAGGCGAUGAUGAAAAGAGACGACAUACAUCUAACAAACGGCGACGAUCACCAAGAACGACCGAGAGGAGAUGGUCUAAAGCGAGUAGUGAAUCGAUGGAUGUCGUGGAGGGUGAACCUCACGAGUUGGGCAACAGCGAGAGUUAUGAUGAAGAUCCUUCUGCAAUGGAAGGGCAGGUAGAUCAAGGAACCGAAGAGAUGUUUCUGGGGGCCAGCGGAUCUCUUACACCCGAACAAGUAUGCCCAGUACUGCUGCCGGAUGUAAUUACACCAGUGGAGAGUGAACUGGAAACGGACGUUGAAGGACAAGCUUGUUCAGAAUCUGACGGGUCAGCACUGAGUUGCGUCCGGGCGGAUGAUCCUGUGGCGGAAGUCGUGAUGCCGGCAGAGACACAUCCAACCACGCAAGUACCAUCGCUCGUUUCAGAGACCCUGGACAUACCUGAAGGCACGGAAGAGUGGUCAUCAAGUGAUGGCGGGCUGGUGGAAGACGAUUACCGAGGUUUGGAUGUUGUUGAAGAGGUAGGGUAUGUACCUGUGUUGGGCGGAGUAGAGGAAGCCUUGGGAUCGAGUAUGAAUGGGCUGGUGCCAAGAGACCCAACCGAUCCGCUUCAUCUCGUAAACCAUCUCACUUCUGCUACAACAUAUCCCCCCAUGGUGGCCCUCCAUGUUCGUGGAACGAACAAUGCCCGGGCAAUUUUAGCAGGCACGCUUGUUUCUAUCACACCGACCGCCACAAUGCACCUAACUGCAGCACGAGAAACUACUAUUCACAUUGCCGACAUACCUGAUACACGGGACGAUCUCGACAGUGUCGAGAUGGAUGAUUUCGAUCCUUUUGCCUUAAUUGAUGAGUUUUACGACGGAGAAGAAAAGAAGAAGACUGAUGAAAUUAAGAUGAGGAGAGUUGUGAUUGUUCGGAAAAGGGAUAUUGCCAAUGUUUGGGUUGAUGGGGAGAAAGUCGAUGCUGGUGCGCUGCUGAGAUGACUUGCUUUGAAUCCGUUGCAGUGUGGUAUACCCUGUUUGAUAGUCGCACGAAACUACUCUGAGAAAUAGAUAUUAGAAUGGUAAAUAGGAUAGCGCUACGAGACAAUAAAUACAUUGGUAGAUGAGGCUUAUAUGGUUA